This is a messenger RNA of Aquila chrysaetos chrysaetos, 823 nucleotides long. It is a transcript of the gene TNNC1, whose product is annotated as troponin C1, slow skeletal and cardiac type. The record is from RefSeq and is a predicted model, not a curated record. The coding region runs from base 197 to 682 and encodes 161 amino acids. Lineage: Eukaryota; Metazoa; Chordata; Aves; Accipitriformes; Accipitridae. The transcript is spliced from 6 exons. Gene Ontology annotation, molecular function: calcium ion binding. Gene Ontology annotation, cellular component: myosin II complex.
AGGCGAGGCAUUCCUGCGGGGACGGGGAUGGGAUGGGGAUGGGCGUGCGGGGCUGCCAGUGGGCUGGUCGCAUCCCCCGGGGCGGGCAGCCCCCUAUAUCAGCCGGGCAGCCCCCUAUAUCAGCCGGGCUCGCUGGGGCAGUGCCGGCAGAGUGUGACCGUGACGUCCCCCGGCCCCUCGUCCACCCUCUCCAGCCAUGGAUGACAUUUAUAAGGCAGCGGUUGAGCAGCUGACAGAAGAGCAAAAAAAUGAGUUCAAGGCUGCCUUCGACAUCUUCGUGCUGGGAGCAGAGGACGGUUGCAUCAGCACCAAGGAGCUGGGGAAGGUGAUGAGGAUGCUGGGGCAGAACCCCACCCCUGAGGAGCUGCAAGAGAUGAUAGACGAGGUGGAUGAGGACGGCAGCGGCACUGUAGACUUUGAUGAGUUCCUUGUUAUGAUGGUCCGGUGUAUGAAAGAUGACAGCAAAGGAAAAACCGAAGAGGAACUCUCAGAUCUCUUCAGGAUGUUUGAUAAAAACGCCGAUGGCUACAUUGACCUUGAGGAGCUGAAGAUCAUGCUGCAGGCGACGGGAGAGACCAUCACCGAAGAUGACAUAGAAGAACUGAUGAAAGACGGGGAUAAAAACAAUGAUGGCAGGAUUGACUAUGACGAGUUCCUGGAGUUUAUGAAGGGAGUUGAAUAAAUCCGAGGCCAGACCGACAGCCCGAAUCCCCUAAACCCCUCCAGCUCUGCAUCUCAUCUCCUUGGCUAAGUCCCCUGGCUACCGGCAUGAAGACUGAGUGCUGAGAAGGGUGGCCGCUGGGAAAAUAAAAUGUGUUAAUAC